UGUGGUGCCUCCUUCUUCCUUUACACUGAAAUGUGAACUUUACUCUGACUUUACCUAAAAACAAUUUGCGUUUCCUUGGCUGCAAUCUUUGGUUUUUGUUUAUCCUUCGUUGCUCUUUUGCUGUCAUCAUCCCAGCGUCGCGACUUUGUUCUCGAGGUGUGAUGCAGUCUUGGAAAUCUCCACUUAUUGCUCAGUAAUGAUGGCACUGGACCAACGCUUUGGCGAGGUUGUGAAGGAACGCUUCGAAAUUAGAGGCAAGACUUCCCAAAGUUCCCCAAGUUCAAGUGUAACUACUCCCACCACCUCCAACACUUCCUCUUCCAUAAAUUCGCUCACUGCGAAUGUAAGUCCAGCGACACCGGCCAAAGUUUCCUACAUAAUUGAGCUACCUCAACCGCUUCCACCGCCGCCCUCUACGAGGCGGUUUUCAACCAGAAACACUUUGGGCAGACGAUCUUCCUCCCCGUGCUCAGUUGGUACAAAUUUACCGUUAUUUACAAAUUCUCCAAAUGCUCAACCAAUUGUGGAAAAAGCGUCAACUCCAACAGCGAGUCUGUUGUCUCUCAGCGCACAAAGAUUAUGGGCAGAAAAUUUACCUCAGAGAAGUGAGCAGAUGACGCCCAGAGGUGUCGGUGGCAACGAGGUAGAAGAAAGAAGCUCCCCAAAAUAUCAUUUCAGUCACCAGUCUCCAGUUAUAAAGGUUUUAGGUAAAUCACUUAGAACGAGUAAUUUUAUUAAUGAUUCGGCCCCAAAAAUCACUUUAUCUCCAACUUCAAGAAAUAAGUAUUUUAUAUCUAAGCCGCAAGAAAAUUCAAAGAUUAAAAUAAAUCAGCAUGCGCAGACUACCAUAAAGCUAGAUCCGCCUCCUCGGAAAUCAAAAUCUCAAAGUCCAGCUCGCAACAGAGUUUCUAAUGGUCACACUUCCACAAUUCAAGUCGCUCACACGCCCAUCCACGUCUCAAAGUCUGCUCCUCCAAGGAAAGCACAAGACUCAAAAAAUGCUUCUAGCAAGUCUCCAAUUCAAACGACAACUUUAUUGAAUGGCUUCGCGUCAACUCCACCAACUCCAACGGUUACAAUUACGCCAACUUCCAGCCCUCCAAGACAUCUUUUUGAAGAUUCAUUCUCUCAUUUCGCCCGAGAUAAUUGUGUUCGAAACGGAGCUUCUCAAGGACCUGGAAAUACUCGAGAGCAAUCGCAUCAAGAGGUGACGACUUGCAAUCGUCCGUCAAGUCCAAGCCGACAGUGUGGAAUCGGAGGAUUCGAAGGACGGAAACGUUCUUCCACAACCGAAAUCGAAAUAAUUCCACCCCUGCCACCGCCUCCGGCGAAAUCUCGCGUCGUUAAACUUCUAGAUAUCGGUGGCAGUUCCGAGGAGAAAACUAAUGAGGAUCAAUCCCGUGACAAAAUACUACCCGGUUCUGCCCUGCAACUUCCAGGGCCACCAGAUUUGAUUUACUCAGGAGCUUCUUCAUCAGACGGCACAGAUUCGCCUUUCAGAAUGCCUGCGACUCCGACCGAGGAUCUCGACAGUAGAUUACAUCCUGGAACACCGACCAAUUUGAUCUUAGUCGACCCUUACGAUUUGAGCGAUGAGGAACUACGAGAUUUCGCCAUGAAAUGGGGUUCCCCACACCACGCGCCGACCUCCCGAUCCAUGUUACUCGCCCUGCCACCCCCUGCCUGCCACAGACCUCGCGUCACUUCCUUGCCUGCAGCACAAACCGAGAACACAGAAGACGAGGAACACUACAGACUCAGACAUUUCUCGAUCAUCGGCAGGGGCAUCGUCAAUAGAGGAGACUCAAUCAAGACAAGAAGAUCAAAGUCCAACACGUGUGCUCUGGAUUCGCUCACCGUUGCUCCCAGGAUUCAGGACACAGCGCCCGCAGCAGAGCCGCGCACCAGCGCCCUCAGCCCCACUGCACCGCCCGCCAUCACGCUCUCCUGCGACGACGUCUCAAAAAUACACUGCCUAGAUGGACUCAUAAAACAAAUGAAUGAAGUCGGGCUAAGGAACCCCAAGUGGCGAGGCGCCUGGUCGAACCCUUGCUCCCUCAGAACCUCAGCUGCGUCGUCGGCAGCGUCAAGUCGUGCGUCGUCGACGUCUGAAUGCUGCGUCACGUUCAGGGUGGUGAUGCUGGGGGCGGCAGGCGUCGGUAAAACGUCCAUUUGUCGUCAGUUUAUGACGUCUGAACACAUCAACGCAUAUGAAACUUCCAUCGACGAUGAGGUAGGCGAGCAGAGCGUCUCCGUGUUGCUGGAUGGCGAGGAGUCAGAGAUGCAGUUCGUCGACCACCCUGCCGAUGAGAUGUCGGUCGAGAAUUACUUGAGCACCUACGAGCCGCACGCUAUUGUCGUGGUGUUCAGCGUUGUUGACGAAGGAAGCUUUUCGAGAGCCGAAGAAAUCCUUCAGUAUCUCUGGCAGACCGACUUCUGUGAGAAGAAAGGAGUCAUUUUAGUUGCUAACAAGACUGACCUUGUCCGCAGUCGCUGCAUUCUCACGAAAGAAGCGUCGACUCUGGCCGCCUCUUACGACUGUAAAUUCAUCGAAACAUCGUCGGCUCUGAACCAUCGCGUCGACGAGCUUCUCGUCGGGUUACUCAAGCAAAUACGUCUCAAGGCAGGCAACCUCAGCGCCAACUCGGAAUCUGCCAAGAAACGCCUGAACAGAAGAAAAUUCCGAGGCCGCAAGACUUCGGCAAGCGUAAAAGUUCGAAGCUUCCUCACCAAAGUCUGCGGCAAGGAGCCCAAAAGUAAAAGCUGUGAGAAUUUGCUGGUGCUUUAGCUCUGGCUUUCAUAUAACGACUUUACAAAUAACUAUGAUAUAAAUUUUUUUAUUGGUAGUAGCGACUGUGGGUAUGUUUCACCAGUGUUUAUAAAUUAUGUUAUAGAAGAAACAGAUUUCAAUUAGUAUUUUCUACAGCAUUUCAGUGUGCGCUAGGCAUGUACACUGAAUUGCGAUUACAUAUCUUUUCCAUUUCUUUAGAUAUUCUUUUAGUUAUCACUUUUCUCAUUAAAAUAUUAAAUUUUGAAAUUUAUUCAGUAUUUUUGUUCUAGGAGAGCCUUUGAAAUGUCAAUUUUGAAGAUGUUGGCUCCGUCCUUUACCACCUUAUUAUGAAGUAGAAACUACGGUUUAAAAAAAAAUCAAUUUUAUUUUCACUUUAUUUAAAAAAUCAAAGUUAGAAGAAGUACACAUUGAUUUUCUAAUCCAUCAUGGGACAUGAAUGUGAUUAUGUUCUUAUUUAAUUUCUCUUAUGUUCAUUUCGAAUAAUAAGUGCAUCAAUACUCGCCUACUGUCAACAUAUCGCAUCCUCAUAGCUCUCAGUAGUGUAUUGCCUAAGCCACUUUAGGCCUUGCAGUUUUUAUAAGAAGCCUUUGAUAGAAAUUUAGAUGCCGCAGAUGUUGAAAGGCAGCGUCGAUGAUAAGAGUUAACUUCCUUUAAGAUAUUCAUCAUUUAUUAUGCUUCUGUUAUAUUAAUUUACGCCUCAAAAAAGUAGAAUUUUUCUACUGGGCAAAAUACAAUCUCCUAAUUUUGAGAAUUUAUUUAAUUUCUUAUCCUAUAUUGUCCAGAACCCAAUUUGUUAUCAAUAUUAUUAUUGGCGUAAUUCUUGCGAUAACAUAAAAAAAUGUAAUCCUAACUUUUCCGGUCAUCGUUCGCAAUAUUUUAAGGCGGAUCAACCCCAAUUAUUAGAGUAUGCAUUUUGUGGCGAGAUUUACCUGCGAAAAGGAAUGAAUCACAGCCGAGAGCUCAAUAAAAUAGAAAAUCUCAAUUCUAAUUUUUUCGUUUCACUUCUCAUGCUAACUGAAGGUCACAAAAUCAGAGACUGAAAUCAAAAUGUUGGUAAAAAGCAUUUAUACCAAAUGACUAAUGUUUCUUCUGUAAAACUAAGAAACGUAAAUUCUUAAAAGUACAUAAUAUACCAUGUAAAAUAAUAUCUUUUUCAUUGAUUAAUUUAAAUUAUUUGUAAUAUAACCAAUCUAGAUUGAUAAUUGUAUUUAUUCGCUAAACCAACACUAAAGAAAGCUUAUUUCAGUUUAUAUGAAUUAUACACAAGUGAACCUGCCAAGAGCCAACUUUAAUAUUGCUACUAUCAGCAUACAAUUUUUCCUAAAAAUAUUCAGUUCAAUAUCGUAUGCAAUCUUCCAUCAUAAUUUUCGCUUUUUGGCAAUUGGGGGUGAAUAACUUCUGCAAUUUCUCAAUUUUAUUAACAUUAUUAUUGCGUAGUUUUAUGCAUUACAUCCGAUCAUUCAACAGCAAAACUUUUAAGCAAAUCCCUCACUAUUACAUGCAUGAAAAAUUCUUAUUCUGAUGUUGCAUGUGUUUUAUUCAAUUGCUAGUUUUAUUAUCAAUAUAUUUACACAUAUUACGGGUGAGUUUAUCUGUGUUUAAAAACCACCACUAAUUACGUGGAUUUGCCAUCUUUGCAUUGAUAUAUUUUUUAUGCAACUCUUUUCCUUAACCAUUGUCAUGUAAUCAAUGAUAAAAUCAAAUACUGAUCUCAAUCAUCGGGAAAUCUCAAAAAAUGCACAUGAAUGAGGAGGAACAAAAUAAUUAUAAUAUUUGGUCGAGUAGGUGAAUAUUUUUCUGUCGAAAAAUUUUUCAGCGCAAAGGAAAUAAUCAAGUAUCUGCUUGAAUAUAAAAUUAAAAUCUUCUGCUUAUGAAAACUAAUUUUUGGUCAGGUACUCCUUAAUGAACGAUUAAAAUUCCGAAUUACAUGUGUACUUCUCGACUCGAAUUAAAAACGUAUUACAAUCGAAAAUU
This is a messenger RNA of Hyalella azteca, 4765 nucleotides long. RefSeq lists its product as uncharacterized. The record is from RefSeq and is a predicted model, not a curated record. Gene Ontology annotation, molecular function: calcium channel regulator activity; GTP binding; GTPase activity. Lineage: Eukaryota; Metazoa; Arthropoda; Malacostraca; Amphipoda; Hyalellidae. Bases 197 to 2788 code for a protein of 863 amino acids. Gene Ontology annotation, cellular component: plasma membrane. The transcript is spliced from 8 exons.